CACCAGUGGCAUUCCCAACGCUGCUCUAAACCAUCGAUAAGUAAUUUUUGCAAGCGAUCGCUUUUCCGCCUUGGCUCUGGGAGCUCGCCUUGGAGCCUUUGAUGUCGGAUGUGCCCUACUUUGGAUAUUCCUGCAUUGAAUGUCUGAGGAGCUCCGGCCGAUCCUGAGCCAUGUCGCAGAUGUUGCACAUAGAGAUUCCCAACUUUGGGAACACCGUGCUGGGCUGCCUGAACGAGCAGCGCCUGCUGGGGCUCUACUGCGAUGUCUCCAUCGUGGUGAAGGGCCAAGCCUUCAAGGCUCACCGGGCGGUGCUGGCCGCCAGCAGCCUCUACUUCCGAGACUUGUUCAGUGGGAACAGCAAAAACGCCUUCGAGCUGCCGGGCACCGUCCCCCCCGCCUGCUUCCAGCAGAUCCUCUCCUUCUGCUACACCGGCAAGCUGACCAUGGCGGCGAGCGAGCAGCUGGUGGUGAUGUACACGGCGGGCUUCCUGCAGAUCCAGCACAUCGUGGAGAAAGGCACGGACUUGAUGUUCAAGGUCAGCUCCCCGCACUGUGACUCUCAGACCACCAUGAUCGAAGACCCCAGCUCGGAGCCGCAGAGCCCCUGCAACCAGCUGCAGUCGGCCUCGGCGCCCUACGUCAUGUCCCCCUCCAUGCCCAUCCCGCUCCUCACGCGCGUCAAACACGAGAACCUGGAGCUGCAGGCCCUGCCCGGCCUGCCCGGCAAACGGCCCCUGGAGCCUGGAGCUCGGGACGGGCCCGGCGGCGGCGGCGGCACCAGCGCGGGGCCCCUGAAGCUGUCGCGCGUCUCCUACUACGGCGUGCCCAACCUGGCCACGCUGCUGCCCAACGUGCAGCAGGUGCAGUACUCCCAGGGAGAGCGCACCAGCCCCGGCGCCAGCAGCAUCCCCACCACCGACAGCCCCACCUCCUACCACAACGAGGAGGAUGAGGAGGAUGAUGAGGCCUACGACACCAUGGUGGAGGAGCAGUACGGGCAGAUGUACAUCAAGUCCUCAGGAGGUUACUCUGUUGCUCAGGAGAAGGCAGAGCAGAUCCCUCUGGAGAACCGCUCCUGUGUGCUGAUCCGGCGGGACCUGGUGGCGCUCCCUGCCAGCCUCAUCAGCCAGAUCGGCUACCGCUGCCACCCAAAGCUCUACUCCGAGGGGGACCCUGGCGAGAAGCUCGAGCUGGUUGCAGGCUCAGGUGUUUACAUCACCCGGGGCCAGCUGAUGAAUUGCCAUUUAUGUGCUGGUGUCAAACACAAGGUCCUGCUCAGACGUCUCCUGGCCACCUUCUUCGAUCGGAACACUCUUGCCAACAGCUGUGGAACUGGAAUCAGGUCCUCCACGAGCGAUCCCAGCAGGAAGCCCUUGGACAGCAGGGUCCUCAAUGCAGUCAAAUUGUACUGUCAGAACUUUGCCCCGAGCUUUAAGGAGAGCGAGAUGAACGUGAUCGCGGCCGACAUGUGCACCAACGCGCGGCGCGUGCGCAAGCGCUGGCUGCCCAAGAUCAAGUCCAUGCUGCCCGAGGGGAUGGAGAUGUACCGCAGCGUCAUGGGCUCCUCCACAAACACUGUCCCCCUGGAGCCCGACUUCCAGCCUGGCGCGGCCCAGCCCUUCGAGCAGCGCAUCUAUGCAGAGAGGAGGAGCGAGGCGGGGACUAUCGUAGCCCUGAGAACUAGCACGGUGAACGUGGAGCUCAGCAACGGGUCCAGCCAGUCCUUCGAGCAGGGCGAGGACGCCGAGGGCAGCGGCUCUGUGAUCCAGGAGGCAGCUGCCACGGAGGCUGUGGCGUCAGAAACCCAAAGCACCCCCCAACCCUUCGAGCAAGGCUCGGGCUCCUCCAGCCGGCCCGAGACCCCCGUGAGGAGACAGGAUGGUACUUAUGGAGGGACUUUAUAAAGAGAGCAAACAUUUCAUGACCUAUAAGGGAUCUGUAAUACUAAAGCUGCUUGCAUGCAUUACUAAUACGAAACAAAAAAAAAAUGUGAUCAAGCCACUUACCUACUGAACUGCUACUGUUGCCUGAAAAAAAUGUGAUUUUUAUUCUGCUUGUAUUUAAAAUUUAUGAAGGAAAUAA
Molecule: messenger RNA, 2082 nt
Organism: Agelaius phoeniceus (red-winged blackbird)
Lineage: Eukaryota; Metazoa; Chordata; Aves; Passeriformes; Icteridae
Source: RefSeq, a predicted model, not a curated record